Pieris napi is the source of this 967-nucleotide messenger RNA. RefSeq lists its product as uncharacterized. The transcript is spliced from 3 exons. Bases 153 to 614 code for a protein of 153 amino acids. NCBI's taxonomy places the organism in Eukaryota, Metazoa, Arthropoda, Insecta, Lepidoptera, Pieridae. The record is from RefSeq and is a predicted model, not a curated record.
UUUUACGUGAAUAACACACCAUUUAGGGACGGACUGGGUCACUCUGCGUAUAAAAAACAGAUGAUCCCAUGGGAACGAUCAUUCGGCACUUGGUUUGGGUGCGUUCGACUUCCAUCUGGGUUAUUCUAGUUUUCGUGUGAUUUUUGAUAGUGAUGAAUCAACAAAGUAAUUUGGUAUUCAUGCUAAUCGCCUUGGCGUUAAUAGCGAGCACAGAAGCCUUUUUCCUGAAAUGGGGUUCAGAUUCUGGAACACCACAGCAAAAAUGGAUACAGUCUCUACCACCGAACAUGUCUCCAUCCUACAGAUACCAGUACAUCUAUCCUUACGAGUCACGAAAGGUGUACCAGCCCCAACAGUACGUGCAACCAGAAGUCCAACUACAGCAAAACAUGGCUCCAAUCCCAAUUAGUGUUCCCGCCGGGGCUAGCCUUACGCCCGUAUCCCUUCAACACGUGCAAUUGGUGCCUUGUAUGUGCCCAGUGGCCCCUGAAGAAGCCGAGAAGCUCCAGGAACAGAGUCCCGGACCGUACGUGGCUCAAACUUACACCCAAAGCUACGCUGUACCGCAGCAAGUGUCUGUCGCGGAGUCACCGAAGACCCAAACACAACAAUAAAUAUAUUUUAAUAAUUGUACCGUUACAUGUCCAAUUAAAAAGUAUUUGUUACUCAAAACAAAUGAACUACUUGAGUAGGCGGUAUGGUAUAUAUAGUCAAUAAACCCAGUGUGGUCCUCUUUUGACAGACCGUUAAUUCAAGUCUACUUUUUUAAAUCGUUCGUACAUUGUGGGUCAUUAAAGACACGCGAAACACGGUAAUAUCAAUAUUGUCUAAGAAAAGAGAUUUAUAUCGAGAUAAUUUUAAUAUUACGAUAAAACAAUAUAAUUUAUUUAUGUUUUAAAUAAGACUGAUAGAUUAAGGCAACAGUGUUGUUAUAGAUGGGUAACAUUAUAAUAAAUUAGUAAUUUAA